AGAGCCCUCUACAGAGAUGUCAUGCAGGAGAACUAUGAGAAUGUGACCUCGCUGGCAGGGUUUCCUGUUUCCAAACCUGAUGUGAUCUCCCAACUGGAACAAGGGGAGGAGCCGUGGGUCCUGGAUCUCCAGGGCUCUGAGGAAGGCGAGAUCCUGAGAGCUGUCUACGCAGGAGGUGCUGGGAUGGUGAGUGAGAACAAGGAGCUGAAUCCUCAGCAGGAAGAUGCUGAGCAAGUGGAAGUACAUGGGGGAUUAUUGCAAGGAUCCCAAGGGAAUGUGUCCAGGCGUCAUGUGAAGGGGAAAACCUGUGAGAGUCAGCACAGGCCAGAGAGGCAGCAGGGAAUCCAGCCCAGGGAGAAAGUGGGCAAAUCCAUUAAUUGUCAGGGGACUCACCAGAACUACAAGGAAAUCACAGCCCAGCAGAGAAUACCCACAGAAGAGAGAAAAAACACAUGCACUGAGUGUGGGAAACACUUCACUCUGAUCUCCACCCUCAUUAGACAUCAGCGGAUCCACACGGGAGAGCGCCCCUACAAAUGCUGUGAGUGCGGGAAACAGUUCAGUGAGAAAUCAAACCUUAUUACACAUCAGACAAGCCACACAAGAGAGAGACCCUAUGAGUGCUGUGAGUGCGGGAAAAGCUUCACUCGGAGCUCUACCCUUACUAGACAUCAGAGGAUCCACACAGGAGAGAGACCGUAUGAAUGCUGUGAGUGCGGGAAAAAGUUCACUCAGAGCUCAUUCCUUAUUAAUCAUCAGAGAAUGCACACAGGAGAGCGACCCUAUACAUGUGGUGAGUGCGGGCAAACGUUCGCUCAGAGCUCAGCCCUAUUUAAACAUGAGAAGAUCCACACAGGAGAGCGCCCCUACGAAUGCUCUGAGUGCGGGAAACAAUUCAUUGAGAAAUCAAAAUUUAUUAAACAUCAGAAUAGCCACAUGGGGGAGAGACCCUAUGAAUGUUGUGAGUGCGGGAAACAGUUCAGUGAGAAAUCAAGCCUUACUAAACAUCAGACAAGCCACACAGAUGAGAGACCCUAUGAGUGCUGUGAGUGCGGGAAAAGCUUCACUCGGAGCUCAUCCCUUAUUAGACAUCAGAGGAUUCACACAGGAGAGAGACCGUAUAAAUGCUGUGAGUGUGGGAAAAGGUUCACUUUCAAAUCAAACCUUAAUAUACAUAAGAGGAUCCACACAGGAGAGCGCCCCUAUGAAUGUUGUGAGUGCGGGAAACAGUUCACUUGGAGCACAGCCUUUCUUAAACAUCAGAGAAUCCACACAGGAGAGCAGCCCUAUGAAUGCUGUGAGUGUGGGCAAACGUUCCCUCAGAGCUCAGUCCUUCUUAAACAUCGGAAAAUCCACACAAGAGAGAGACUUUAUGUGUGCUGUGAGUGUGGGAAAAGCUUUACUCGGCGCUCAUCCUUUAUUAGACAUCAGAGGAUUCACACAGGAGAGCGACCGUAUAAAUGUGAGUGUGGGAAAAGCUUCACUUUCAAAUCAAACCUUAAUAAACAUCAGAGGAUCCAUACAGGAGAGCGCCCCUACAAAUGCUGCGAGUGUGGGAAACAGUUCAGUGAGAAAUCAAACCUUAUCACACAUCAGACAGGCCACACAGGAGAGAGACCCUAUGAGUGCUGUGAGUGUGGGAAAAAGUUCACUCAGAGCUCAGGCCUCUUUCAUCAUCAGAGAAUGCACACAGGAGAGCGUCCCUAUACAUGCUGUGAGUGCGGGAAAAAGUUCACUCAGAGAUCAGGCCUUAUUAAUCAUCAGAGAAUCCACACCGGAGAGCGACCCUAUGAGUGCUCUGAGUGUGGGAAAAAGUUCACUCAGAGCUCAGGCCUUAUUAAUCAUCAGAGAAUCCACACAGGAGAUCGCCCCUACACAUGCUCUGAGUGCGCGAAAUCGUUCCCUCAUAACUCAGGCCUUAUUAAACAUCAGAGGAUCCACACAGGAGAGAGACCCUAUGAGUGCAGCAAGUGCGGGAAAAGUUUCACUGAGAACUCAUCCCUUACUAGACAUCAGAGGAUCCACACAGGAGAGAGACCAUAUGAAUGCUGUGAGUGUGGGAAAAGGUUCUCUUUCAAAUCAGACCUUAAUAACCAUCAGAGGAUCCACACAGGAGAGCGCCCCUAUGAGUGCUGUGAGUGCGGGAAACAGUUCACUUGGAGCACAGGGCUUACUAUUCAUCGGAGAAUCCACACAGGAGAGCGACCCUAUACAUGCUGUGAGUGUGGGAAACAGUUCACUCAGAGCUCAAGUCUCAUUAAUCAUCAGAGGAUCCACACACGAGAGCAACCCUAUGAGUGCUGUGAGUGCGGGAAAAGCUUCACUCGGAGCUCUACCCUUACUAGACAUCAGAGAAUCCAUACAGGAGACAGACCCUAUGAAUGCUGUGAGUGCGGGAAAAAGUUCACUCAGAGCUCAGUCCUUAUUAAUCAUCAGAGAAUGCACACAGGAGAGCGACCCUAUACAUGCUGUGAGUGCGGGCAAACGUUCGCUCAGAGCUCAGCCCUUUUUAAACAUGAGAAGAUCCACACAGGAGAGCGCCCCUACGAAUGCUCUGAGUGCGGGAAACAAUUCAUUGAGAAAUCAAAAUUUAUCAAACAUCAGAAUAGCCACACAGGAGAGAAACCCUAUGAAUGUUGUGAGUGCGGGAAACAGUUCAGUGAGAAAUCAAACCUUAUUACACAUCAGACAAGCCACACAAGAGAAAGACCCUACGAGUGCUGUGAAUGCGGGAAAAGCUUCACUCGGAGCUCAUCCCUUAUUAGACAUCAGAGGAUUCACACAGGAGAGAGACCGUAUAAAUGCUGUGAGUGUGGGAAAAGCUUCGCUUUCAAAUCAGACGUUAAUAAACAUCAGAGGGUCCACACGGGAGAGCGCCCCUAUGCAUGCUGUGAGUGCGGGAGACAGUUCAGUCAGAAAUCAAACCUUAGCACACAUCAGAGAGGCCACUCAGAGCAGAGUCCCUACGAAUGCUGUGAGUGUGGGAAAAAGUUCACUCAGAGCUCAGGCCUUAUUAAUCACCAGAGAAUCCACACAGGAGAGCGACCCUAUACAUGCUCUGAGUGGGGAAAACAGUUCAGUGAGAAAUCAAACAUUAUUAAACAUCAGACAGGCCACACAGGAGAGAGACCCUAUGAGUGCUAUGAGUGCGGGAAAAGGUUCACUCAGCGCUCAGGCCUUAUUAAACAUCAGAGGAUUCACACAGGAGAGAAACCCUAUGAGUGCUGUGAGUGCGGGAAAAACUUCACUGAGAGUUCAUCCCUUAUUAGACAUCAGGGGAUCCACACGGGAGAGAGACCAUAUGAAUGCUUUGAGUGCGGGAAAAGCUUCACUUUUAAAUCGGACCUUAUUAAUCAUCAGAGGAUCCACCCACGAGAGCAGCCUGUGAAUGCGGGAAAAGUUUCAUCUGGAGCUCACACCUUAAUAGACAUCAGCGAUGUCACUGGAUAGAGACAUACCAUAAACACUUUGUGCAGGGCAGAGAAAAGAUUGUUUUAAAGUCAUUUGCUAAUUCCCACACAGGGACUUUUUAGGGCUGUUUGCACCAUUUGCGUCAUCCUGUUCUCUCAGCACCCCCAGGUGAGUUGCCUGCUUUUCGUUUUGCAGGUCACCCUUCUCUGAAGUGAAUCCUGUGGUCCUUUCUACCAACUCCUUUGUCCUGUGGGUCAUGGGAGUGUGUGUCCCUACGGCCAGGAGUGUCCAUCAGCCUCAAGUGGGGUUAAUAAGGGUGACCUCAGGUGGGGGAAAUCUAAAAUUGACCUGGGCUUUGCCUCCUCUAGGAUUUUCCAGCCUGCUGGAGGUAGCUACCCUAAUGUAAACACCCUGCUAGAUGUGCAGUGCUGACAGGCACAGGGGUUGGGGUUAGCUAGCACCUUCCCCUUUGACCUGUCCUAAUCAACACUUUCAUACUCGAGACAAGCCCUGAGCAUCACAUUUAUACUCUCACCACACUAGCAGAGCAAUUGUUAGAGUCGCCAAGUUUCCCCCUUUGGCGACAGAUUGUCUCAUCCCCUGUUGUUCUCACGCUGGUCCAGGUUGUGCUGGGCAGCAGGUAUUUUUCUUUUUGCCAUUUCCCUUAUUGAAAAUCUAUUUCAAUAUAACAAAGAGGAGGAGCAGGAGUGGGACAAAUGUAUCAUUUCAGCCUCUGCGACACCAGAAGGAAAUGGGGUGAGUCGGAGGGAUUCCCUCCUUCCCCAUCACCAUCACUAGGCCCGCUCACUCCAGCAGUGCAGACGUCUGUCUGAGCCACAAUGGAGUUUAUCCACCUCUGUUUUACCCCUCCACCUCCCAAAGAGUGUCUGCACUUCAUAGCAAAUUGAUCCUAAAUCCGACUCAUUAGGGCUGGAGAUGAAAGUGUCACAGACCUGGAUGGGGAAUUUCCGUGGAUCCCAAACACAGUGCAAACAUUCUGAGUUUAAAUCCCAGUUUCUGUCUAUUGACAAAGCCACUUCUGGACAUUUUCCUGCUGAUCUGGGAUCGUUUGCACACGAGAAACUCGGCAGUUUUCUCCUAUUACGAUUAUGCUAAUUUUCUUUUUUUGUAAAUAACACGAUUCCAUAAUAAUGAAGUGCUGUUGAGUGAAGCCGGUUUGAAUGGAUCAGAGGAGAAAGUGACGGGGGAAUCUGCUCUCCUGGUUUUUGAGUCAUCCGAUGGGAACCUGCUCUGGAAUUUAAUUUUAUAUGAAACUGAAAGUGACUUAUAUAGAGAUAGUUGAGUGGUGUUAAGAAUAGUUUAGAUUUAGUGAGCUGUGUUCUUCAUUUUAUUUGUUUUAUACAUUUCAUUAAAAUUAACAGAAAUAGCGAGUCAUGUCUUUCAAUAAGCUACAUGGGUCAGAACCGUGGAGCAUCUGGAUGGAGAUCAGCCAGUCCAAGUUGGAGCCUUAUCAACUCCCUCUGUAGUAACCCUUUGGCUCUCACAUGAGAGCAGCUGUGGGGAGAGAGGGGUGGGAAUCCAUCUCAGCUCCCACUGCAUCCUAGGGAGCUCAGAGCAUCGCAAGGGAAAAUGAGCUCCCCUACACAGGCUUUUAAGAGUACGGAGUUGGUGGAAGGGUGGGGUAUCUCUAAGUAGGGGUGGGAUGGUGGUGGAUUUCUCUGCUGUCACUGUCAUGACCAGGGCCAGCCAGCACACCCGUCUGGUCAGGAUCAGCUGAAGUUGGGGGUCUGGGUCGAAGGGUUGUAAAUGGAGGAGAAGAGAUUGUGCCUUUCAGCCGUUGUGGUGUUGGCAGACUGAAGAUGUGUUUGUGUUUUGGGGGAACAUUGGGGAAUGACUGAAAGAGGGCAGAGUUAAGGUUGUGUGGGCAACCUUAACUCUUAGUUUCCUAUUUUUCAGGCAUGUGAGUUUUGCAGAAGUUGAGGUUCUCCAGGCAGACAACAUCCCAACAGGCACUUAACUCCUCAUUAAUGAUGGUUUUUGCCCUUUAAUUACUUCUUGGGGAAUUCUGCACCAAAAAAAUAAAAAUUCUGCACACAA
Messenger RNA from Trachemys scripta elegans, 5469 nucleotides. Its product is annotated as zinc finger protein 850-like. NCBI's taxonomy places the organism in Eukaryota, Metazoa, Chordata, Testudines, Emydidae. The coding region runs from base 22 to 3450 and encodes 1142 amino acids. The record is from RefSeq and is a predicted model, not a curated record. Gene Ontology annotation, molecular function: DNA-binding transcription factor activity, RNA polymerase II-specific; RNA polymerase II cis-regulatory region sequence-specific DNA binding. Gene Ontology annotation, biological process: regulation of transcription by RNA polymerase II. The transcript has 4 exons.